GUGAACACGAAAUCUCCCAAUUGCCCAAACCCCCAAAUAAAAACCAAAGACCUCUUUGCUUCUCCCUUCUCUGAAAACCACCUUCUGGUGAUCUCAUUCUUCAACACCUCACCACUCUCUCUCUCUCUCUACAACUCCCUCUCCUUUCUCUCUCAUAAUUCCUCUCUCUCCUCCGACAAUUACCCGCCACCAUGACCGUCAUGAUGUCCGCUCCCAUUGACCAGCAAGAGGAUGAGGAGGUGCUCGUGCCACAUGCUGAUUUGCCUGAGAACAACCACCAGCCCAUGGAAGUUGUAGCUCAACCUGAAACUGCCAAUGCUGUUGAGAGCCAGCCUGUCGUCGAUCCCCCGCAAACCAGAUUCACAUGGAGAAUUGACAAUUUUACUAGGCUGAAUACAAAAAAGCUCUAUUCAGAAGUAUUUGUUGUUGGUACUUAUAAAUGGCGUGUGCUUAUUUUCCCAAAAGGAAACAAUGUGGACUAUUUGUCCAUGUAUUUGGAUGUCGCAGAUUCAACUAGUUUGCCCUAUGGUUGGAGUAGAUAUGCACAGUUUAGCUUGGCAAUUGUUAAUCAAAUCCAUAAUAAGUUUUCUGUGAGAAAAGGUAUCCCUUUCAUUUUGAGCAUUGCUGGAAUUACACUUGUCACAUGAUGGCACUGGCUAGUCAUAACUG
This is a messenger RNA of Lathyrus oleraceus (garden pea), 669 nucleotides long. Its product is annotated as ubiquitin C-terminal hydrolase 12. Lineage: Eukaryota; Viridiplantae; Streptophyta; Magnoliopsida; Fabales; Fabaceae. The transcript has 4 exons. The record is from RefSeq and is a predicted model, not a curated record. Gene Ontology annotation, molecular function: protein binding. Bases 192 to 647 code for a protein of 151 amino acids.